UGUUCCUGGAAGCACUCAUUGCUGCGACUUCUGUGGCUCACUGUACUCGCGCUCCGGACAACACCACACUAAACACAACAACACUAUCCUAGCAAACAUGUCAGUACCUCAGGGUCUCCAGCAGUCACUUGACGCCACCAAGGUCGAAUAUCGCCGCCUUGGAAGCAGCGGGCUCAAGGUCUCGGUCCCGGUGUUUGGGUGCAUGAGCUUUGGCGAUUCCAGGUCGAUGAACUGGGUAAUUGACGAAGAUGAGGCUCUGCCUCUUCUCAAGUAUGCCUAUGACCGGGGCAUCAACAGCUGGGACACGGCCAACAUGUACUGCAACGGUGCCAGUGAAAUAAUCGUCGGCAAGGCCCUCAAGAAGUACAACAUCCCACGCGAGAAGGUGGUCAUCAUGACAAAGUGCUUCUGGGGUGUUGGCGAGCAGCCCGAGGUCAGCCACUGGAGGUCCCGUGCCGACUUUGAGGCGUCAAAGGACUAUGUCAACCAGCACGGUCUGUCUCGGGCAGCCAUCUUCAACCAGGUCGAGGCGUCCCUGAAGCGACUGGACACGCCUUACAUCGACCUGCUGCAGAUUCACCGCUUCGACUACGACACGCCGAUUGAGGAGACCAUGAAGGCUCUGCAUGACCUCGUCGAGCAGGGCAAGGUCCGUUAUAUCGGUGCCUCGAGCAUGUGGGCCGUCAACUUUGCCCGGAUGCAGUUCGUCGCCGAGAAGAACGGCUGGACAAAGUUCGUCUCGAUGCAGAACUACUACAGCCUGCUUUACCGCGAGGAAGAGCGCGAGAUGAACCGCUUCUGCAACGACACGGGUGUCGGCCUGAUCCCGUGGUCCCCUCUGGGCCGGGGCCACCUCGCGCGUCCUGUGAGCGAAUUUGGCACUACCAAACGCAGCGAGGGCGAGAAGGCCGCCACCGGUGGCAAAAACCUGCCGGAAGUCGACGUCAAGAUCAUCGGCCGCGUGCAGGAGCUGGCCGAGAAGAAGAAGAAGGAAGACGAGACCUGGACCAUGGCGCACGUCGCGCUCGCCUGGAUCAGCAAGCGGGUCGCCUCGCCGAUUGUCGGGUUCUCGAGCACGAAGCGCAUCGACGAGGCCAUCUCUGCGCGGGGCAAGGCCCUGACUGGGGAGGAAGAAAAGUACCUCGAGGAGCUGUACCAGCCCAAGGCUGUUGUCGGGCACUCGUAAGCAGGAUCUUUCAGGAGAUUAGUUCUCAGAAAGUCGUGCGUCAACGUCGGGAGGUUGUGGUUUGCUGCACAGCGAUACACCCGGCUGUGUAUAUAUGCUCUCUGCAAGGUGGCCACAGCAUUUCCAUUUGAACAAAAGAAACACAGAUAGAAAAACUAUGAAUAGAAAGGAGUGAAAUAAACGGACUCAAUAGAAGGUUCCUCUCACA
Messenger RNA from Microdochium trichocladiopsis, 1394 nucleotides. Its product is annotated as NADP-dependent oxidoreductase domain-containing protein. Bases 98 to 1186 code for a protein of 362 amino acids. The record is from RefSeq and is a predicted model, not a curated record. NCBI's taxonomy places the organism in Eukaryota, Fungi, Ascomycota, Sordariomycetes, Xylariales, Microdochiaceae. The transcript is spliced from 3 exons.